Messenger RNA from Myotis brandtii (Brandt's bat), 3499 nucleotides. RefSeq names its product Ras protein-specific guanine nucleotide-releasing factor 1 (gene RASGRF1). Gene Ontology annotation, cellular component: plasma membrane. Gene Ontology annotation, biological process: Ras protein signal transduction; positive regulation of GTPase activity. Gene Ontology annotation, molecular function: protein binding; guanyl-nucleotide exchange factor activity. NCBI's taxonomy places the organism in Eukaryota, Metazoa, Chordata, Mammalia, Chiroptera, Vespertilionidae. The record is from RefSeq and is a predicted model, not a curated record. The transcript has 24 exons. The annotation marks the transcript as partial.
AGGGAGGAGGCGCCAGUGUGGGGCGGAAUGGUACCUCUGGAUUGCAGAGGCCGUGGCUCGGUGCCAGAUCCCGGAGUGUAGACAUUUGGGGGGGAGGGGAGCGUGAGAAGGAGCCAGCGAGCCGGCGAGCGAGCGCCGGGGAGAGGCAGCGCGCUGCGGGCACGGACGAGGGGCUGCGCGGGGAAGAUGUGAGCGUGUGGGGUCCGGCUGGCCUCCGAGCACCAUGCAGAAGGGGAUCCGGCUGAACGAUGGCCACGUCGCGUCCCUGGGGCUGCUGGCGCGCCAGGACGGCACACGCAAGGGCUACCUGAGCAAGCGGAGCGCGGACAACACAAAAUGGCAAACCAAGUGGUUCGCGCUGCUGCACAACCUGCUCUUCUACUUCGAGAGCGACUCGAGCACCAGGCCCUCGGGGCUCUACCUGCUGGAGGGCUGCGUCUGCGACCGCGCGCCCUCCCCCAAACCCGCGCUCUCGGCCAAGGAGCCGCCCGAGAAACAGCAUUAUUUCACCGUGAACUUCAGCCACGAGAACCAGAAGGCCUUGGAGCUGCGGACUGAGGAUGCCAAGGACCGUGACGAGUGGGUGGCGGCCAUCGCUCAUGCCAGCUACCGGGCGCUGGCCACGGAGCACGAGGCGCUGAUGCAGAAGUACCUGCACCUGCUGCAGAUCGUGGAGACGGAGAAGACGGUGGCCAAGCAGCUGCGGAGGCAGAUCGAGGACGGGGAGGUCGAGAUCGAGCGGCUGAAGGCAGAGAUCGCGUCCCUGCUCAAGGACAACGAGCGGAUCCAGUCCACCCAGACCACCGUGACCAGUGACCCCGGCGACGAGGACAGCGACAUCAAGAAGAUUAAGAAGGUGCAGAGCUUCCUGCGCGGCUGGCUGUGCCGCCGCAAGUGGAAGACCGUCAUCCAGGACUACAUCCGGUCGCCGCACGCCGACAGCAUGCGCAAGCGCAACCAGCUGGUGUUCAGCAUGCUGGAGGCCGAGGCCGAGUACGUGCAGCAGCUGCACAUCCUGGUCAACAACUUCCUGCGCCCGCUGCGCAUGGCCGCCAGCUCCAAGCGGCCGCCCAUCACGCACGACGACGUCAGCAGCAUCUUUCCCUCCAGCGAGACCAUCAUGUUCCUGCACCAGAUCUUCUACCAGGGCCUGAAGGCGCGGAUUUCCAACUGGCCCACGCUGGUCCUGGCCGACCUGUUCGACAUCCUGCUGCCGAUGCUGAACAUCUACCAGGAGUUCGUGCGCAACCACCAGUACAGCCUGCAGAUCCUGGCGCACUGCAAGCAGAACCGGGACUUCGACAAGCUGCUCAAGCACUACGAGGCCAAGCCCGACUGCGAGGAGCGCACGCUGGAGACCUUCCUCACCUACCCCAUGUUCCAGGUGCGCCCCCCCACCCCCAUCCCAGGUGUGUCCUCGCCUCCCACAUCCCAGAGGAUCAUGCAUGACGAGGUGAGCGAGACGGAGAACAUCCGGAAGAACCUGGCCAUCGAGCGCAUGAUCAUCGAGGGCUGCGAGAUCCUGCUGGACACCAGCCAGACCUUCGUCAGGCAAGGGUCCCUCAUCCAGGUGCCCAUGUCCGAGAAGGGCAAGAUUCCCCGGGGCCGCCUGGGGUCCCUGUCCCUGAGGAAGGAGGGCGAGCGGCAGUGCUUCCUGUUCUCCAAGCACCUGAUCAUCUGCACGCGAGGCUCGGGCGGGAAGCUGCACCUGACCAAGAACGGGGUGGUGUCCCUCAUUGAGUGCACCCUGCUGGAGGACCCGGAGAGCACGGAGGAGGAAGCCAAAGGGUCCGGCCAGGACAUGGACCACCUGGACUUCAAGAUUGGGGUGGAGCCCAAGGAGGCCCCGCCCUUCACCGUCAUCCUGGUGGCCUCGUCCCGGCAGGAGAAGGCAGCCUGGACCAGUGACAUCAGCCAGUGUGUGGACAACAUCCGGUGCAACGGCCUCAUGAUGAACGCCUUCGAGGAGAAUUCCAAGGUCACAGUGCCACAGAUGAUCAACCCCUCCGUGAAGCUGGGCCCACCCCUCUCCAAGGGACCCCCCAAACGGGAGCCGACCUCUCCCACGUGCAAGGGCGGAGGGGCCCGAGGGAGCCGCUCACCCUUCCGCCACGGAGACCCCCACACGAAUUCUGUUUCAUCCGGAACUACAGGCCCGAAUCCAAAAAUCGGGGACCGUCUGGGAGACGUCAGACCGUCGCCGCCCCUCCCAGGCUCCGACGUCUCCGUGCGGGAGGAGUCGGACACGGACCAGAACCAGAGUGACGAGGCCGACCCCGAGACGUCGCCCACCAAAUCCCCGACGACACCCAAGCCCGUCAGGAGCAAAAACCCCUCAGAGUUCCCCCUCUUUUCCUACAACAACGGGGUGGUCAUGCGGUCCUGUCGCGAGCUGGACAACAGCCGCAGCGGCCUGUCGGCGGCCUCCGCCUUCGCCAUCGCCACCUCGGGCGCCAACGAGGGCACCCCGAACAAGGAGAAGUACCGGCGGAUGUCCUUGGCCAGCACAGCUGGGACCCCUCAGGCAGCUGGGACCCCUCGGGCAGCUGGGACGGAGUGGCCACAGCCCUCAUCUCUCCCACAGGACUUUGAGACCAACAAGGAGCUCAAGAGCAAGGUGGUUGGCUUCCUGGAGGAGGUGACGCGCAACCCUGAGCUGCUGACCCAGGAGCGGAAGGCGGCCGCCAACACAGACAGCUCAUCUCCGCGUCUGGCCCCCAGGACUCUGACGCAGGAGGACCCCGGGGACAACCAGAUCACGCUGGAGGAGAUCACACAGCUGGCCGCGGGCGUGAAGGCCGAGCCCUUUGAGAACCACUCGGCCCUGGAGAUCGCGGAGCAGCUGACGCUGCUGGACCACCUGGUCUUCAAGAAGAUCCCUUACGAGGAGUUCUUCGGACAAGGCUGGAUGAAACUGGAGAAGAACGAGAGGACGCCCUACAUCAUGAAAACCACGAAGCAUUUCAACGACAUCAGUAACCUGAUCGCGUCCGAAAUCAUCCGGAACGAGGACAUCAGCGCCCGGGCGAGCGCCAUCGAGAAGUGGGUGGCCGUGGCCGACAUCUGCCGCUGCCUGCACAACUACAACGCCGUCCUGGAGAUCACCUCCUCCAUGAACCGCAGCGCCAUCUUCCGGCUGAAGAAGACCUGGCUCAAAGUCUCCAAGCAGACGAAAGCGCUGAUCGACAAGCUGCAGAAGCUGGUGUCCUCGGACGGCAGGUUUAAGAACCUGCGAGAAGCGCUGAAGAAUUGCGACCCGCCCUGCGUCCCUUACCUGGGCAUGUACCUCACCGACCUGGCCUUCAUCGAGGAGGGGACCCCCAACUACACGGAGGACGGCCUGGUCAACUUCUCCAAGAUGAGGAUGAUAUCCCACAUUAUCCGAGAGAUUCGCCAGUUCCAGCAAACCGCCUACAAGAUAGAGCACCAGGCGAAGGUCACCCAGUACCUGCUGGACCGGUCCUUCGUGAUGGACGAGGAGAGCCUCUACGAGGCCUCC